AGUAUUUAUAGUAGCUGAUAGUAUAUUAUAAUAUUCUCAUUUGAAACGCUUUUUAUAACACUAGUUUUAUUUUAUUUUGUUCUAGAACACCCGCUUCUAGCCGGUUAGCCCAUUAGCAUCGCUAGCCCGUUAGCACAGCUACCACAAGUUUGUUUACGCUUCUCACCGAUUAUUUCUGUUACACUACUGCUCUAAAACACCAUGUCGGUUGUAUGUCUGCCUUUGAGUGCAGGUGAGGAUACACCCGAGCUGCACUCGGUGGAUCUGGAGUUGGAGGCUGUGGAGAAGCAGAUCCGCGACCUACAGGUGAAGCAGGCCCAGCUGCGACAGUGGAAAGCCGCGCUGGAAUCGUCCCGGACUGACGCUCACCUGUCCCAGGUAAAUUCGCGGCGGGAAACAAACACUCCCAAAACCUCAACUCUGCGUAUUUCUCUGUCCAGGCCUAGUGCACCAAGGACGCGGCCCGCCCAGGUUUCGUUCACUCCGGCGCCGGGGUACCACGGAGCCUGGAUGCAGCAGCAGCGGAAGACACGAGCCAGGACCCGGGCGAGGACCUCUCCCCCUCUGCCGCCACCCGUUUUUGAGAUCUCGACCAGGAACCGCUUCGCUCCACUUCGCGAGUCGGAAAGCGACGCGGUGAUCAUCGGAGACUCCAUCGUCCGGCACGUCCGUGCUACCACGGCUAAAGGUAAGGUGCGCACUCACUGUUUUCCUGGUGCUCGUGUUCUCGAUGUUGCUGCACAGAUACCCGCGAUCCUGAAUGGGAAGAACAUCGGAGCUGUGGUCCUCCAUGCUGGCACGAACGACACCAGGCUGAGGCAGACGGAGAUCCUGAAGAAGGACUUCAGAAGCCUGAUUGAGAAGGUACGCAGCACAUCGCCCACGACGAGGAUCAUCGUGUCAGGACCGCUUCCCACGUUCCAGCGAGGAAUUGAGAGCGUCCUAGGCUCUACCGUACUGACGGCCUGCACCCAAGCAGAGCUGGAGCAGCGGUCCUCUCGGACAACAUCUCUAGGACACUACGCACCAUCUGACUGCUACACUCCUGAGCUGCUGGUGAUCCAGACCUCCCCCCCUUCACUCUGGACCUGUCCACCGGCAAUGCUUCACACUGCCACGAAAACGCUUCAGCUGUUUUCCAUGGACUACACCAACACACAUUGUGCUCACACACACGCACACUACAGUGUAAACCCAUAUGAGGAUGGGUUCUCUGUUGAGCCUGGUUCCUCUCAAGGUUUCUUCCUAUCACCAUUCUCAGGGAGUUUUUCCUUGCCACCGUCGCCCUGCUUGCUCAUCAGAGACGGCACACACACACACUUCACUUUACUUUUGUUUGUGUAAAGCUGCUUUGAGACAAUGACCUUUGUAAAAAA
Molecule: messenger RNA, 1376 nt
Organism: Pangasianodon hypophthalmus (striped catfish)
Lineage: Eukaryota; Metazoa; Chordata; Actinopteri; Siluriformes; Pangasiidae
Exons: 3
Coding region: 202-1344 (380 amino acids)
Source: RefSeq, a predicted model, not a curated record